GAAUCAAUAACUUGUCUUCAAAAUAAUUAAACCAUAAUUAAUAAUAAUAACAACAACAACAUUUCACAUUUUUGAAACAAACAACAUUUCACAUUAAUUCUGUCUUCCUUUUAUUUUCUCUUGCAGUCAGAUGAGAAGAGAGAGAAAGAUCCUGAUCUCGUCCGCAAACAAGGUCAUGAUCUUCCUCCAUCUUUCCACAUUAAUCUGAGGAGUUACCAUCUCGAUAAACAAAUACACAUUUUCUUAGGUAUUGCAUUCACAUUGUUACAUAUAAGGAAGAGGAAAUUAAAAUAAAAAAUAAAAUGGCUAGUAGAUCAUUUUCUCAUUUUGUUGAGGAAGAAAUGGGAAAAUUCCCACACUUUGUGAUAUAUAUGCUUCUUGAAUGGGUGCUAAUAUUCAUACUCUUCCUUGAUGGUUUUCUAGCAUUUGUUGCUAAUGAGUUUGCAAGAUUCUUUGAAUUGAAAAUACCUUGUUGGCUAUGCACAAGGUUUGAUCACGUAAUGGUUCAUAGAAAUCCUGAUUUUUAUUACAACGAAUCGGUAUGCGAGGCUCAUAAGAAAGACAUGUCGUCUCUCGCAUUUUGCCAUAAUCACAAGAAACUCUCUGACAUAAGGAAAAUGUGUGAAGGAUGUUUACUUUCAUUUGCAACAGAGAAGGAAUCAGAUUGUGAUACCUAUAAAUCACUUGUGGGAAUUUUGCAUAAGGAUUUGGAAUGUUUUGUCGAGGAUGGACAACCUAUUCAGUUAAGUUUGAAAGAUGAUGAUGGUUUCAUGAUGCAGUUUGACAUGAAUAGUAGCCAGAAAUGUUCUUGCUGUGGACAACCAUUGAAAGUCAAGUCGGCGUCUUCUUAUUCUUCUUCUACUUCUUCCUAUUUGCCAAAAACGAAACGCUCAGACUCAUUUGCGCGAGCCCCGACUCCAUCCCCAAAAGCUUUCCCAUUUUCAACAUCUAAAAAUGAUGAACCGAAUGCUCUAGAUUUGCCUCACAUUGGGUAUACUCCACUCAAGUUUAUGACACGAAAUGACUCUGAGGUUAAAGAGGAGAAUGAUGGCCGCCAUAACGUCAAAUUGAAGGAAGACACGAAAUCCGCCGUGCCUCUAUUGGCGGAAGGGGAGGAUAUACACGACGAUGCAAGCAAAUACACACCAACAUUUACAAGAGGCAAUAAGUUCUUUGGAAUCCCAUUGUCAGAUUCAACAAACAACAGUCCAAGAUGGUCUUACAGGUUUAACAAGAAAUCGCCAUUAGAAAAGACAGAAUUGGCCAAUGAGUCGAACGAGGUAAUUAAUGCUAUUCAAAAUGAUUUUGAUGAUGCUAUGGUAAACAAUUUAAAGAGACAAGUUCGUUUGGACCGAAAAUCAUUGAUGGCAUUAUACAUGGAGUUGGACGAAGAAAGAAGCGCUUCAGCUGUUGCUGCAAACAAUGCAAUGGCAAUGAUCACAAGGUUACAAGCUGAGAAAGCAGCAGUGCAGAUGGAAGCUUUGCAGUAUCAGAGAAUGAUGGAAGAACAAGCGGAAUAUGAUGAGGAAGCAUUGCAAGCAACUAAUGAAAUACUUGUAAAAAGAGAGGAAGAAAUAAGAAAUUUAGAAGAUGAAUUGGAGUUUUAUAGAAACAAAUAUGGAAUAUUAACAGAUGAAGGUGGUGGUUGUAAUAAUACUCCUUCAUACAGGCACAAUGAAGGAAGAGGAGAGGAUCAGUUUAAAGAUAUCAGAGCAGAUAAAACAUAUUUGCUUGGUCGCAUGAAGAAGAUAGGAAGUAGAUCAACCUUUUCAGAAAAUGGAGGAGCUCACUCCUUACACUCUGACUCUGAAAGUAGUGUUAAUAAUAUAGACAGUGAGACAGAAAAAGAAGGAAAUGAAGCAUAGGUAGAUGAAUAAAAUUUAAGGUUGCUCCAGACAGGAACAAAAACAUAGUAUAGCAGGUUGAAUCUCAAAGCAUGUCCAGGCUUUCUUACCAGUUCCUCUUUUGCAAAUUAGUUUAUACUUUUUCCUUGCAUGGAAAAGAUUCAAGUUAUUAUUAUAUCUCAAUUAUUAAAAGAGACUAUUCCUUACUGUAAACUAUAGUUAUUCACUAUUUUAUUAUGUUAAUUAGUUGAAUAUAGUUUGUUAGUCUUUUUCCUUAUAUUAUAGGAUAGUUAUAGUUUGGGUUCCAUUACAUUAGUAUAUACACAUUGGGGUCAUCUUUCCCAAUUCAUAUUGUACUGUACUUUCUUUCGAUAUGAAUGAAUAAUAUAUUAUUCAUUUUAAUCUU
This is a messenger RNA of Trifolium pratense (red clover), 2250 nucleotides long. RefSeq names its product probable myosin-binding protein 5. Lineage: Eukaryota; Viridiplantae; Streptophyta; Magnoliopsida; Fabales; Fabaceae. Bases 303 to 1865 code for a protein of 520 amino acids. Gene Ontology annotation, molecular function: myosin binding. The record is from RefSeq and is a predicted model, not a curated record. The transcript is spliced from 3 exons.